AUGGGAAACCAAACGCAAACCAAAGAAUUCAUCCUGGCUGGGUUCUCAGCAGUUAAGGAGUUGCAAAGUGUUCUAUUUGCACCAUGCCUAGUAUCCUACCUGGUUUUGAUAGGUGGGAAUGCUGCUAUUGUUGCUAUGACCAGUUUGGAUUCACGGCUUCAUACCCCCAUGUAUUUUUUCCUAUGUAAUUUCUCUGUGGCAGAGAUGCUGGUCACGUCAACUGUGAUUCCUAGAAUGUUGGCAGGCCUAAUGGCUGAGAGGAAUGCAAUAUCCUUUGGAGGAUGCCUGGCUCAGUUUUACUUCUAUUUUUCCUUGGGGACUACAGCAUUCCUUCUACUGGCUGUAAUGUCAAUUGACCGCUAUGUGGCUAUCUGCCAUCCUCUGCACUACUCCGCCAUUCUGAACAAUCGCAUAUGCAUCCAGCUUGCAUUUGGAUCAUGGGUGAUUCCUUUCUUUUCAAUGAUUCCUCCCACAAUUUUCAGGUCCUUGCUAUCCUUUUGCAACUCCAAUCAGAUCAACCAUUUCUUUUGCGAUAAUGCACCCUUGCUCAGACUCUCCUGUUCAGACACCCACCUUAUUGAGCUUUUGGAUUUUCUUCUUGCAAUUCUGUUUGUCUUAAGCUCUUUUGUUGUGACAACAGCAUCCUAUGUUGCCAUCAUCUCCACCAUCCUAAGGGUCCCCUCUGAUACUGGUCGUCAGAAGACCUUCUCCACCUGUGCCUCACAUCUCACUGUGGUGGUUAUUGGCUAUGGCACCACCAUCUUCAUUUAUGUGAGGCCUGGCAAAAAGUAUUCUACAGACAUGAACAAAAUGGUGGCCUUGUUGACAUCUAUAGUGACCCCAUUCCUAAAUCCCUUCAUCUUCACUUUGAGAAACAAGAAAGUCAAGGAGGUCUUCAGAGACUGGUUGGGGCAUUUACAGAGAACAAAACUAUGA
Molecule: messenger RNA, 936 nt
Organism: Rhineura floridana
Lineage: Eukaryota; Metazoa; Chordata; Lepidosauria; Squamata; Rhineuridae
Product: olfactory receptor 6V1-like
Exons: 1
Coding region: 1-936 (311 amino acids)
Biological process (GO): G protein-coupled receptor signaling pathway
Cellular component (GO): membrane
Molecular function (GO): G protein-coupled receptor activity; olfactory receptor activity
Source: RefSeq, a predicted model, not a curated record